GCACGAGAAGCCGAAUUGGCUGGAAAGUUAACCGGCCGGCAACAGUUCCUGCGUGAUGCGACGCUCAGUUUAUCCGAUGUGGCACUGAUGCAAGCAGCAAACACAGAAGUCGAAUUUGAUGAAACGCUAUUUGAUGAGGAUAUUGAUGGGGCGGAUUCAAUCGAGAAUGAGAUCCAGUAA
This is a messenger RNA of Gongylonema pulchrum, 180 nucleotides long. NCBI's taxonomy places the organism in Eukaryota, Metazoa, Nematoda, Chromadorea, Rhabditida, Gongylonematidae. The record is from the annotation of a GenBank genome assembly.